AUGAAUUCUGAAGUCAAACGGGCCACUAACGUUUGUGACUCUACUAGAUCUACAAAAAUUAAUACCAAUAAUGAGACAGGAAAUACUAAUAAUGUACAAAUAAACCAAUGGAAAACUAUCUUUAUGGGCAAAAUCCAAUCAAAUGAGCAUGGCCGUCAAGACGAUGAAAUAUCAAUCUUUUGUAUAGCAUCGCCAGCCCAUACAAACCAGCCCCUGAUUAAAAAACAGUAA
Saccharomycopsis crataegensis is the source of this 231-nucleotide messenger RNA. RefSeq lists its product as uncharacterized. The transcript has a single exon. NCBI's taxonomy places the organism in Eukaryota, Fungi, Ascomycota, Saccharomycetes, Ascoideales, Saccharomycopsidaceae. Bases 1 to 231 code for a protein of 76 amino acids. The record is from RefSeq and is a predicted model, not a curated record.